AUGACCAGCAUGCCCCCUAAUUGGCCCGACCGCCCCCAAAACUGCAGCUGGGCCGAGAGCCUCAACUCCACCUGGACUUUCCACGACCCGCCGCCGCUCAACUACUACACCCUCCCCGUCCUGGGCGCCAUCACGGUGACGUGCACGCUGCUUUUCCUGGUGGGCGUGGCCGGCAACGUGAUGACCAUCCUGGUGGUGUGCAGGUACCGCGACAUGCGCACCACCACCAACCUGUACCUGUGCAGCAUGGCCGUGUCCGACCUGCUCAUCUUCCUGUGCAUGCCGCUAGACCUGUACCGCAUGUGGCGCUACAGACCUUGGCGCCUGGGGGACGCGCUGUGCAAGCUCUUCCAGUUCGUGUCCGAGUCCAGCACCUACUCCACCAUCCUGAGCAUCACCGCCCUCUCCGUGGAAAGGUACGUGGCCAUUUGCUUCCCGUUGCGCGCCAAGGCCCUGGUGACCAAGCGGCGGGUACGCGGCCUCAUCCUCCUCCUGUGGACCGUGGCGCUAAUAAGUGCCGGGCCCGUGUUCGUCAUGGUGGGCGUGGAGCAGGACGAGGCGGCCUUCCGUCUCAACAACACCCGAGUCCCGCCGGAGGACGACACCCGCGAGUGCAGGAUGACGCACUACGCCGUGGAGUCGGGCCUGAUGGGCGCCAUGGUGUGGCUGAGCUCCGUCUUCUUCUUCGCGCCCGUCUUCUGUCUCACCGUUCUCUACAGCCUGAUUGGACGCCGCCUGUGGCGCCGCCAGCGGGAGACGACCACCGGCCCGCGGGUGACUCACAGGGACAGGAGCAACAGGCAGACCAUCAAGAUGCUGGUGGUGGUGGUGGCGGCGUUUGUCCUGUGCUGGCUACCUUUCCACAUGUGUCGCUACCUGCAAUUCCGCUCUUUGGACGCACCUUCUCCACUGCUGUCCACCUUGUCCCAGCACUGCAGCUUGGUGUCGGUGGUCCUCUUCUACCUGAGCGCCGCAAUCAACCCCAUCCUCUACAACACCAUGUCCUGGAAGUACCGGGGAGCGGCCGCUCGCCUCUUCGGCCUCGCCGACCAGCAGCGGCCGCGGGCGCGUACAACCAGCACCUUGAAGGCUGACAGAUGGACAGAAUCUACCAUCAGCUUCUAAACUUCGGAAAAAACUCAUUUCAAUGAAC
Messenger RNA from Entelurus aequoreus (snake pipefish), 1153 nucleotides. RefSeq names its product growth hormone secretagogue receptor type 1-like. NCBI's taxonomy places the organism in Eukaryota, Metazoa, Chordata, Actinopteri, Syngnathiformes, Syngnathidae. The record is from RefSeq and is a predicted model, not a curated record. Gene Ontology annotation, biological process: G protein-coupled receptor signaling pathway; hormone-mediated signaling pathway. The coding region runs from base 1 to 1125 and encodes 374 amino acids. The transcript has 2 exons. Gene Ontology annotation, cellular component: plasma membrane. Gene Ontology annotation, molecular function: growth hormone secretagogue receptor activity.